UCCUCAUCUGGUUAGGAAAUUGCGCCACUGCUCAGUGAGUAUGUGACCAACAUAAAGAAGAAUAUUAGACCAUUUUCACGACUGCUGUGAGGCAUAUGGUGUGGAGUUAAAUUACAGAUAAUCUUGACGGCACCGUCUUUAUAAAUCGUGACACUUCCAAAAGCAAGACAUGGGAGCUGGUUCCAGUCAACCCAGUGAGAAUGAUGAGCAGUCCAUCAUACCCCAGCAGGACAGGAGAAAGACCUCUAACAGGAGACACUCUGAGGAAACACUGGACUGCCCAACCUGCCAGGGCACGGGCCGCAUCCCACGAGGCCAGGAGAGCAAAUUGGUGGCAGUGAUCCCCUGCUCCGAUCAGAGGCUGAAACCACGACACACGAAGUUGUAUGUCACUGUGUCGGUGACGCUGUGCCUGCUGGUCAGCUCGCUGGUCCUCUUCUUCUUGUUUCCUCGCAGUGUCAUCCUCUCACCUGUGGCUGUCAAGUCUGUCUAUGUUUACUUCACCCCGACCACUGUCCAAAUGAACAUCACGAACAUCCUGAAUAUUACCAAUGACAACUUCUUUACAGUUCAGGCCUACAACUUGACAGUGCAGGCUCUUUUUGAUAAAACUGUUGUGGGCAAGGCUGAUAUGAAAAAUGUCACCACUGUCAAACCACUCACGGACAAAACGUUUGCCUUUGAGAUUCCUGUCACGCUAGUGGAGGAGGGUCUGAACAAUUACUGCAAGAAAUCUACGAUCAAGAUCCAUACGUUAUUUGUCCAUCUUCAGAUGUCAAUGACUGUUUACUACCUGGCCCACUUUGAGCAGCUUUCCCUGGACACGUUUGAAUACAUCGACUGUGGUUCUAACACCACAACACCCCACCUCAUCAACCCUACACCCUGAGACCAAGGGCUCCAUGAGUGACGGGAUGACUGAGAAGUAGGCCAUGAGGUGAACUUUGUGGUCAAAAGCCAUAGUUUUUUUUCUUGAAAAAUGCAAAUGUCCAUCAAGUUAUGGGGAAGAAAGAAACUACAAAAAUGUGGCGCUUGAAAUUAAAAUUAAAGCUCUGAAAUGUAAUGUUUGUCUUCCCUAUGCACCUCUGUAGCACUUGCUUUUUAAGUAGGGUCAUUGCUGUGGUUGGAGGCUCUGCGCUGUGAAAAUUAAAACAAUUUUUGCCACAUCCUA
Messenger RNA from Oncorhynchus keta (chum salmon), 1171 nucleotides. RefSeq names its product transmembrane protein 106B-like. Bases 170 to 889 code for a protein of 239 amino acids. The transcript has 7 exons. The record is from RefSeq and is a predicted model, not a curated record. Lineage: Eukaryota; Metazoa; Chordata; Actinopteri; Salmoniformes; Salmonidae.